This is a messenger RNA of Cynara cardunculus var. scolymus (artichoke), 648 nucleotides long. RefSeq lists its product as uncharacterized. The transcript is spliced from 3 exons. Lineage: Eukaryota; Viridiplantae; Streptophyta; Magnoliopsida; Asterales; Asteraceae. The record is from RefSeq and is a predicted model, not a curated record. Bases 1 to 648 code for a protein of 215 amino acids.
AUGGAGGGAAAGUAUUCGGGAUGGGUGUACCUACGGAAUAAAACAUGGAAUCUUUAUGACCCUGAAAUGAAUACGUUCACCCUAACUAAUCAAGAAUGGGAAGAUUUUUUCAAGGGACAUCCAAAGGCCCGAACAUUGAAGACAUCACCAUUGAUAUACCCUGAUUUAUGCAUAGCUUUGUUCGAGGGGACUUCUGCUACUGGAUCUCGUGCGUAUUCCCCUAGUUCAACCCGUGAGAGGAUUAUGAUUUCAUCUUCAUCAUUUACAUCCAAUAUCCCUGCUACUCAAGAAACUGAAAACGAGGGGGAUGGAGAUGAGGAGGAAGGACCUUCCGUCAAUAUUGCAAGCACAACUCCAUCUAGACCGAAGAAGAAGACUAAAACCAAGGUCGACAUGGAUGAAUUGGCUCUAGAGAUGAGGGGUGCACUUCAAACACUUGUUACACAAAAUGCCUCAAACCUAAGUGCUCGUAUGGAACGGUUGAACACUCUUGACCUUGAUAAAAGGGAUCCUCUUUAUAGAGCARYCRUUGACAUUUUUGGGCAGUCAACGUUAUUAAGAGAGACAUGGUUGACGAUCCCUUUAGACGCUGAAGAAUUAACAGAUUGGAUUUCAAGGACGGCAAGACGAUUGGGCUUGAUGGAUUAG